Molecule: messenger RNA, 1650 nt
Organism: Menidia menidia (Atlantic silverside)
Lineage: Eukaryota; Metazoa; Chordata; Actinopteri; Atheriniformes; Atherinopsidae
Source: the annotation of a GenBank genome assembly
AUGGAGGCACUUUUCAACUGGAAUUAUUUUGUCGCGCUCCUUCUCCUCCUUUAUGCUGGAGGUGAGGUGAGGUGUGAUUGCACUGAGGAGAAUAUUAAAAUCAACGGAGGUCAUUAUACUCUGACCAAGCAUCUGGACAAAGACAGCUGGCUUGUCUACCACUGUCCUGAAGGCUACUAUCCAUAUCCUCAUUUUCGACAUUCAUGCCAGCCCGGUGGAAACUGGGAACCUGCGCCUUCAAGUCAUCAGAAAUGCAAACUUGUCCAGUGUCCUGACCCUACUGUGCUUCAGGAUGGAUUCAUCACCCCUCAGUUGGACACAUACUUUGUUACCAAUGUGACCACUUUUGAGUGCCGUGCUGGAUUCACUAUGAGAGGAUCGUCGAGUCGUACCUGUUUGCCAAACGGGAAAUGGAGUGGUGAUACUACUAUCUGCAGCCGUGACUCCAUGAGCGCCUGUGCUGAUCCUGGAGUCCCACCUGGAGCCUCACGAACUGGGAACACAUUUGAAAUUGGCAACAAAGUGAAAUACGCCUGCAAUGAGGACUUAUUUUUGGUGGGUUCCAGUGAAAGAGUGUGCCAGGAGAACGGCUAUUGGACUGGAAAAGAGCCGGCAUGUUAUUAUAAAUACACAUAUGACACUGCACGUGACGUUUCAGAGAAUUUUGGCCGAAAGAUUAAGGACAUCCUCACAAUGCCACAGCCUGAGGAUGUUAAACAAGAAGGGAAAACGAUCAGGAUUGCAAAGAACGGGACACUCAAUAUCUACAUUGGUCUGGAUGUUUCCCCGGGCAUCAAUGAAGACCACAUUAAAGGAGGAAUAGAAGCUAUCAAAACAUUUAUCCAAAAGGUGUCUUCUUUCAGCGUUUCACCGAACUACGAAAUCUUUUUUUUCACCUCUGAAAUACAUGAAGUUGUCAACAUAAUGGACUUUAUGGAUUCCCAACACAACUCACCAGCAUCUGUGAUAAGCAAGUUGGAAAGUUUUAAGUUACCUAAGACCACUGGAACAAAUAUAAAUCUCGCCUUCAGGACAGUUGAGGAGCGCAUGGCUAUAAUAAAGGUGCGAGUCGGACAGGAGAACUUUAAAGAACACCGUCAUGUCAUAAUCCUGUUAACAGAUGGUGCCUAUAACAUGGGUGGUAACCCUUUACCCACUGUUGCAAGAAUAAAGAGAAUGGCCUACAUGGGCCAGACAGAUGGCUCCAGAGAUGAAUAUCUUGACAUUUAUGUUUUUGCCAUUGGAAUUGACAUCUUUGAUGACGACCUGCAGCCUCUCACAGCAGGAACCGGAGGCCAGCAUUACUUCAGACUGAGAGAUGUCACAAAUUUACAGGAAACCUUUGAUGAAAUAAUUGUUGCUGUGACGGAAAACUUCCUGUGCACUGGUGGUAUUGAUCUUUACAGAGAACACAUAGCGUGUUUAAGUGACGCUGGAGGAGCUGUGUUUAAGGAUUAUAAGCUUCGCACAAUCCAGAUUGGACUGGUGAGCUGGGGCACCCAACCAAUGUGCGCUUCUGGUGGUCUGUUUGAGUCCAGUGAAGAUUCCAGAGAUUUCCACAUUAAUCUCUUCAGAAUGGUCCCUUUCCUGAAGUCUAUCCUUGGCAAAGAUGAUCAGGAUGACUAUGAACCACUUAAGUUUUUGAGUUAG